AUGCUUGAAGUUGAUUGUCUUGAAGUGUUGCCUAGCACAGUUAAGGGAGAUCGAUGCAAAUCUGCACUGUUUGAUGGUUGCAGGCUAGCGUUAUCUUUGAGAUCAGAGAUGGAGAGGGACAAAAUGUGGAAAGUCGUGAGUCAAGUAUGGAUUGAAAUCCUAGCUUAUGCUGCUACUCACUGCAGAGGGUUUCACCAUGAGCAACAGCUUCGGAAAGGAGGCGAGUUCCUAACUCAUGUUUGGCUUCUCAUGGCACAUUUAGGCAUCACGGAGCAGUUCCAGGUAUCUCAAGGCCAUGCUAGGGCUAGGAUCAAUGUGUUAUAA
Molecule: messenger RNA, 324 nt
Organism: Lactuca virosa
Lineage: Eukaryota; Viridiplantae; Streptophyta; Magnoliopsida; Asterales; Asteraceae
Source: the annotation of a GenBank genome assembly